Phytophthora nicotianae INRA-310 is the source of this 279-nucleotide messenger RNA. RefSeq lists its product as hypothetical. Lineage: Eukaryota; Oomycota; Peronosporomycetes; Peronosporales; Peronosporaceae. The transcript has 2 exons. The record is from RefSeq and is a predicted model, not a curated record. The coding region runs from base 1 to 279 and encodes 92 amino acids.
AUGGGGCAUCCUGCAAGUAAUGAGCGGCUGGAGUUCAUCGACGUGAGGUCGACUGCGGAAACGGCCUACCUGGCACUCGAUGGUCUCUUUGCUACCGGUUCUCGCCAUGAUGGUGUGGCGAUUGCUGAGCAAAUGAAGGGACUGAUGGUUGACAUGCAGAAGAAAGGCUGGAAAAUUGGAGCUAUGGUCACCGAUAAUGUGGGGUCAGUGCGGCCGGGCGCGACGGAUUUUGAGCCUCAGGUGGCCUACUAUCGCUGUUGUCAUCUGUUUUGCACAUGA